Messenger RNA from Gallus gallus (chicken), 9359 nucleotides. RefSeq names its product calcitonin receptor (gene CALCR). The transcript has 13 exons. The record is from RefSeq and is a predicted model, not a curated record. Gene Ontology annotation, molecular function: calcitonin receptor activity; amylin receptor activity. NCBI's taxonomy places the organism in Eukaryota, Metazoa, Chordata, Aves, Galliformes, Phasianidae. Gene Ontology annotation, biological process: adenylate cyclase-activating G protein-coupled receptor signaling pathway; positive regulation of cytosolic calcium ion concentration; cell surface receptor signaling pathway. Gene Ontology annotation, cellular component: plasma membrane; axon. The coding region runs from base 257 to 1666 and encodes 469 amino acids.
GUCGGCGCGAAGCCCUCCCGGCGCCCGGGGUGAGGGAGGGAGAGCGCGUCGCGGGCGAGAGGAGGCGGAUGCUCUCAGAGGUACGGCUCCGCCGGAGGGGCUCGGCUCUGGGCUGAGCCGCAGCGGGACGCGGAGUGCCGGGGUGUCCGAGCAGCGAGGGCCGUCCGGGAGCCGGCAGCCGCGGAGCGAGCAGAGAGCGCCGGGAGCGCGGCCGCAAAGGAUCUGCUACAGCGUACCUCUGCAGGAAGACUCCACGAUGAAAAAAACAACCCACAGUUGCUUCUUACUGAUUAUCCUUCUUAUUAGAAUGGUUCCAAGUCUUACUGCUACUGUAAAUUAUACUGAUCCUACAUUAGAGCCUGUAGUAACUGAAAAUUCAGUCAUACGACAGAAGAUAAUAGAUUCGCAGUUCAAAUGCUAUGAGAGGAUGAACAGAGCUCCUCCAUAUAGGAAAAAAGGUCUGUUCUGCAACCGAACUUGGGAUGGCUGGCUGUGCUGGGACGACACGCCUGCUGGCAGAAUCACUGCUCAGAACUGCCCAGAUUAUUUUCCAGACUUCGACCCAACUGAAAGAGCUUCAAAAUACUGCGAUGAAACUGGAAACUGGUUCCGCCAUCCUGAGAGCAACCGAACUUGGUCCAACUACACUCUGUGCAACUCUUUCACCUCUGAAAAAUUGAAGAUGGCGUUCAUACUUUAUUAUAUGGCGAUCGUUGGCCAUGCUUUGUCUAUAACAUCCCUGUUGAUUUCCUUGGCAAUUUUCUUCUAUUUCAAGAGUCUCAGCUGUCAAAGGAUAACGCUGCAUAAGAAUUUGUUUUUUUCUUACGUGCUGAACUCCAUGUUUACCAUUGCCCACCUCAUCAUCGUUGUGCCUAACCCAGGCCUCGUGAAAAGGGAUCCCGUAAGCUGCAAAGUGCUGCAGUUCUUCCACCAGUACAUGCUGGGCUGCAACUACUUCUGGAUGCUGUGUGAAGGCAUUUACCUGCACACGCUGAUUGUGGUGGCUGUCUUUGCGGAGGAGCAGCGCUUGCACUGGUACUACCUCUUGGGCUGGGGGUUCCCUUUAGUGCCAGCAUCUAUUCAUGCAGUUGCAAGAGCCAAAUACUUCAAUGACAACUGCUGGAUGAGUGUUGACACUCACUUGCUUUAUAUUGUUCAUGGACCUGUAAUGGCAGCCUUAUUGGUCAAUUUUUUCUUUUUGCUUAACAUUGUCCGAGUGUUGGUGACAAAGCUAAGAGAUACCCACCGUGCUGAGUCCAACAUGUAUAUGAAAGCUGUCAGAGCCACGUUAAUCCUGGUGCCCUUACUAGGAAUUCAGUUUGUUAUUAUUCCCUGGAGACCAGAAAACCGACUUGCUGGAGAAAUAUAUGAUUACAUCAUGCAUAUAUUAAUGCAUUACCAGGGCUUGCUUGUGGCAACUAUAUUCUGCUUCUUCAAUGGUGAGGUACAAGGGGCUUUGAAGAGACAAUGGACACAGUACAAAACCCAGUGGGGCCAAAGGCGUCGAGAGCACUGCUCCACCCGAUCUACCUCCUACACAGCAACGUCCAUCACAGAGGUCCCUGUCUACCUGUACCAUCAUGACUCCAACAAUGAGCAGCUCAAUGGAAGAUACGUAGACGACUCUGAACUUGUUGCAUUGAAGUCUGGGGAGACAUCAGCCUAGCUGGGCAGCAGCCACUGCAAACACACCAUUUCAUGCCCUGCUUGUGAACAAAGAGAGGAAAAGAGUGGGGAAUCCAAGUGGGAGAGAGCAAGACUGGGUGACUGGAAACAUGGCAUUCAAACCACAUCAGCCUCUGACAGUAAAGGCGCAGGGAAUCUGACACAGGUAGAAAUCGCAGUUUAUGCUUCUGAGCAUGGAUGUGCCUGCCAGGCCAUGUCCUUCCCACACCUCCAGUAUCAAUUGAUGAUCCAGCAGCAGCAGCAGUGCCAGGAGUGCACAGCAAAUGGGAAAGAAGGAACUGGUUCCUAGCAACAAAAAAAAACAUUCCGCACUUUUUGCUGUCAGUACUUUUCUUUAACAGCAGAUUUUGAACUAUCAACUUUCACGUGAUGUAACUCGCUUGCGGUCCUUUAAUUUCCCCAAUUUAAGGAACUUGGUGACUUCUGAAGAGAAUUUGUACACUGUGAGACAAAUCAAGCAGAGGAACAGAAAAACUAAUUCGAAAGUUCUCAUGUCCUGAUGAUCUCCAACAAACACCCCAACAUAUCAUCCCAUUAGCAGGUGCAUAAAACAAAUGAUGGUAAAGUUGUAGUUGUAUAUUGAGAUCUCAGAUACCCUCAGAGAAACCAGCCAGCUCUCUCACAAGUCCUGAAGGUAUCUGAAAAUAAUUUCUUUGCAGCAAUACAGGUAGUUCAAGAGCAUCUAUAGGAAAAAUUGUCAACCAAAUACUCAACCCAGAAACUCAUCAUUAAGGCGCGAUUCUUUCAUUCUGAAUAAACUGUGAAAUUUGUUUCAAAAUUAUUAUUUUCUUUAAUAGCCACUCUGAGCUGAAUGCUAAAUGAGUGGUUUCCUCUAAUAAAGCUAUGACCAUAGCAGUAAAGGAUCCCAGGUGAGAAAUCAGGAACUGAUGUCAUAGCACAGAGAACAUCUGUUUUUACAGUCUGUUUGCUGCUCUGAGUCCCUUACCAUGGAAGGUGACAGUUUCAUGUGUGAGUCUGUCACUAGGAAAACAAGAUGAAUGUGCAGUCUGGGGAGUAAUGAGCACCUUUUAUCACACAUUCAAAGCAUUGUUAGAGUCUCUGUGUGAUCACUGAAGCAGAAAUCAGGUGAGGGAGUGCUGAUUUGCAGUUAGAAGUUAUUAUACUGUCUCUACAAAAGUUUUGCAAAUCACAAAAGGAAGACAGGUGAAUUUCCCACAGAAAGCUAAACAAAAAGAAUCUGCAAGCAGCAAGGACAGUGCCAAGGAAGUUUAGCAAGGCUGUGACUCCUCUAGCAUUUUAUCCAUACAGUGUUCAAUGAAUACAAUACCAUUCCUUCUUGUAUCUUGGGCAAACUCUCCUGCAGAUCUCCCACUCCUUUGCCUUUUGUUUAGACGUGCAUGGGAUGUUUAUUUCAAAGUAUAACAACUUCCAGGUACUCAUCACAAUCUUUAGCUUUGAAAGAAGUUGGAAAGUUAUUGGUACUCCCUUGUUUUCCCUGCUAAUCAUUUAUGUCUGAUGCUUCCAGCCCAGCCCACUCAGGACGAUGUACAUGGUCAUGCAGGAGGCACUUGUGCAUCUCAAGUGUCUGAAUGCCAGCCCUGAGGUAGGUGCUCCAAAAUUGCCACCCUAUAUGGCAGGUGAACAGGACAAGACAGCAUGCCAUCUCUUAAACUGCAGUUGUAUUCAUGUAGGAUUUCUUUCAUUGUUGUAAAAUUUCUUUUUUCCUUCACAUUCUCGCUGUGAUUCAGUCCAUAAUGUUCUUUCUGCUUAGCACUGCCUAGGGUACUUAAAAUAUCACGGGUUAGAACGGUCUCAAUUCCGUAUCUUGUCAGAUGUAGUAAAGGGAGAAAAGCUGCAAUGAAGUGGCUGAGCUCAACGUCAAUUCAUUUGUAGUUUUAGAGGUCUCAGACCUUCCCUCACUGACACAGCUAGACCUUUCAGUCUUCAUCUGCAAAUUUUAAGUGGAGACCUGCUGAAUGUGUCCACCUACGUGAGCUGCACAGAGCCUACCAGGAAUGAAUUUGAGGGGUACGUGCAAGCCAGUGCUGUGACCUGGAACCACAUCCCCACACACACAGGAGGAAAACCAGAGCUUCCUCCUCAACUCUGCAGCCACAGAACAAGAGCUUGGGAACAAGCAGUAUGUGCAGUUCAUCACAAGGUUGACCUAAUGGAACAGCUGCAAGAAAAUACAGCCCUGCAUAUUCAUUCAAGCCACACUUAUUCUUCAGACUUGAGGAACACAAAGGCAAUUAUUUUUUCAAGCAGUAUUCCACGUAUUGCUGUUUCUGCUUAUACCAGUGGACAGUGGGAAGCAGAGAAUGUAGUCACAAAGUGGCUCUGCUGUGAAUGCUGUGCUCCUGAGUGGUUUGAGGCACACCGUGUUUCCCAGGAGAGCUCCAGAAGGCAAUGUUAGUGUCUGAAGGCACAGAUGAGCUGAUGGUGAAAGAAGUGUAUAUAACACAGAGAGUUUAAUAAUGACCGUGUACACAAAAGUAUGAGCUGCUUUACAGUCUGUUGUUCAUGUGGAUGUACAAAAUUGAAAUGCUUUUCCAUUAUACUGGUUGGGUUGUUUUCUUCAUUUACCAGUCAUUUUUUCUUGCUCUGUUCAGUAGAAUGCUCUGAAAUGCCAAAUUUAGGAUCUGGGUUUUAAGAUCUGCUUUGUAGUCUCAGGGGGUGGACACACUGUAUGGGUAUGUCGGUCUGUGUGGCAGCACUGGUUUCAGUGGGACGACACUGACUUACAGCCACUGAAGAUUCGGUGUUCCACCCACGCUGAGUUUCUUGUUGGGAUCACUUUGGGGUUUGCACUAAGGGCUGAUGAGUGUUAAAGGUACUCAGUUCGUAAUUUCAAAUCCAAACUAUUUUUUUCCCAAUGAAAACGCUAUCUUUCUUCAUCUCAGAAAUAGCCUGGGAUGUCGUUGUUGCACACGUAAGGUGAAUCUCAAUUCCUGCUUUAGAAAAAGCACCAUACACUAAUGAUGAUAAUAUUGGGAGCGCUGGUAUGACCUGAAUAAUUACAGCAUCUUGGCAGUAGGGAGUCCUGUUAUGUAAGUUAUGUAUUAAUGUAUCAGAAAUUUGGAAGGGAGCAGUGAUUGGAUCAGUGGAUUUGAGGUAUAUUUUCAGAGGAAAGCAGCUUUACGCUGGGCAACACUGCUGUGUCUGUUUUCUCUCUGAUACUGCACCCAAGACUUGAAAACUCAGUUGAAUGAACAUUUGCUCUGGAAGAAAGGUUUGUGCAGUUGCUCUGUUUGAACAACUGAAUCUAUCAGAAAGAUGCUGCUUGUUCUUUAUUAUGUACAGAAACAGCACGAAGGAAAGGCGUUGGGGGUACUAAAAGUGAGCCUUGGUGGUUUUUUCUACUUCGAUUUGCUUAACAAAUAUGUUUCAGCUGAAAUAAAAGAGCAACAAAGGCAGGACAGUUUUCUGUAUAUAAAUCUGAGAGCAUUUCCACUGUGAAGUGCUGACGUAUUUAUAACUUAGCACCAUAACUUUGUUUUGGGUUGAAACUACCCACACCAAGCAGGUGAAUUUCAUCCUCUUCUCCCAAAUCCUCCUCCAUCCUUUGCCAGCCUUAACAUACCAAAUCGGAGCCAUUUUUCAAAGAUGCAACUCCUAAACACUAACAGCAUGGAGGCCUCUGCAGUUCCAGUGCUUUGAAUUUUAAGAGUCAGAUGUGCCCUCUUGAAGCUACAUAUGCAUAGUUAUUCAAUUACUGCUCAAAAAUAGAAGUGUUUAUAACCUCAAACUCAUUUGCACUGAAGCAGUGUGAUCCCAGGCCAGCGAGUCUGUGUAGCAUGAGCAUCACUGCUCGUGGCCGUAUUGUUUGGACCAGUCUUAGCUACAUGAAAGAAGUGGGAGAUUUUGCAGCUAAUGGUAGCAGCAAGCAGAAUUAUGUGUUCCUAGGGCCGUUGUGCUUGCUGCAUGAGCACCCUCUUCAGAGGGACUUGGCAUGAGGAAGGCAUGAGUCCUAAAAAGCAGUCAUUGAGCAGCAGUGAAGGAGUGUCAGACCUCCAGUUAAAGGAGCCCAUCACCUCAGGAGAAAGCACACAGUCAGCCCCGUAGGCAACAACCCAGUGAAAUUCACACCCCAGGCACACCUGAGACUUAGGAAAGUGCCAGAGUUAUGGUGCUCUGACAACUCCUGCUUUUGGCACCUGUGGUAAUUAUAGUGUCUCUAAGGGUUUUAUUCCAAAGUAUCGUUUUUGUGAGCUGCAAGUCCUUCUGUGCAGCACAGUAUUUUGGAGGCACUUCUGGACAAUUUACAAACUUGUACUGAAGCACCCCUUGAGCACUCAGUGCAUCAUCGAGAGAAAAAAAAGAAGUCUCUCUCAGAGUUUCCAAUAUAGAUCACUAUGUUCCUCUCAGCUCAGUUCCUCUCAGGAUGGCUGCUCUAUCCAGUAAAACUGAAUGGCAUGAACAUUCUCAUUGCUCAGCACGACACAGUGCUUCAGAAAAGAGAUCACUGCAGUAAGAUUACUAACUGGGGUGCUGUAUGAGACUGUCUGAAACACAGAUAGGUAUAGAUAGUGCAGAGAUGAUGCAGGCAGAGGGACUGUGCGGGUGGCCUGGCAGCCUUCUGUCCAGACUGAUUUUCUUUGAUUUCUUACCAGCAGAGGUGUGCACUGAGCUCUUACUGGGGCAUGAAGGUGCUCAGCUCACAUUAUAUGCCAAGAUUUUCUUCAUAAUCCAAUUUCUGGAUCUCACAAACCUAUCUUUAAAAGGAAAAAAAAAUCUAAAGAGAUACCUACACUGCUUUUAAGAAUCUGGCUCCUUUCCUCUCAUUGUGAGUAAAUUAGGCUUUGAGCUGUGAAGGAUGGAGGUUGCUUCAUGUGAUGCUGACAUGCAGCCCCUGCAGUGCUGGAGAUCCACUGCUGGAGAUCUUAGUUUGCAUAAAUGCAUUCAAGGGGAUACAGCUCUUUCCCUCAACUGCAUUUCUCUCCAGCACCACAAAGUGUUAAACCUCCAAUCUGUGCGUCCCAAGGAUGAGCAUUUCUCUGUGAAGUUUGCACCUGACGUUGACCUGCUGCUGAUUCAGAAUGUCAGACUGAAAGGGGUGUGUUUUAAUCCAAACUUGCUCCUACAAUUCAGAUGCUUAUCCCAUGUUGGUUUUUUUAUUUAAAACAAAACAGAGACAGCUUUCCCAGCAAUAUGACUGCUUUCCCACAGGAAACCUCCCUAGUGGCACCAGCAUAAGACUCACUGUUGUGAAGACUGACCUGAGAUCAGUAUCACUGGCAUGGAAGAUGUCCUGUUUCACUGUGUGCUGAGUAAUGCAACAGAAGUUCUCACUGACUUCAGCAGUGUAGCUGAGGAUAAGCUUUCUCCCUUUUUGAUUUUAGAGGUUGUCUAAAUAUCUAGCAAACAUUGACAACAUAGCGAAGAGCAGUCUUGCCUUCAUAUUUAACACAAGAGAUCCCAAUCCAUCAGCAUUAUGCUGCGUAUACACUGACUGAGGUAAAAAAGCACUAUAUUUCUGUAUUUUUGAUAGUGAAAUAUCUCAUCUCUAUUUGCUCCAUGUUUAUAUGCUAAAUAUAUUUGACAGACUGCACAAGUUACAUGACUAUUAGUGUAUGUUUUUCAGCAUUACAGUUACAAACAGUUGUUUUGCAUCAAAAUAACAAAUGGCAGCUUCUGGAAGAUCCAAAUAAAAAGAACAAAAAAGAGGCCCUCCCCAGUCCAUGCUGGCCACAUAGAAAACCUUGUGAGGUGAAGCCCCUUAUAGCCCACUCUCCUCCUUUGCCUCCUGGAGAUGUCUUUGGUUCUUAGCACACAAGGGCAGCGUACCUCAGUGCAGAUGGAGGCACCAGGGUUCUGCACUGAGAGGUGCCCCUCGGACCUCAGAGAGUGGUGACACACUGGAACAGGUUGCCCAAGGAGGUUGUGGAUGUCCCAUCCCUGGAGGCAUUCAAGGCCAGGCUGGAUGUGGCUCUGAGCAGCCUGGUCUGGUGGUUGGUGACCCUGCGCAUAGCAGGGGAGUUGAAACUCGAUGAUCAUUAUGGUCCUUUUUAACCCAGGGCAUUCUAUGGUUCUGUGAUUUUAUGACACAGCAGGUGUGGGAGGAGAUGUGUGGCUCUUCCUAUAUGCAUGGAGAUGAGCUUCCUCCCAUGUGUGUGUUUUUAAUGAGGGAGCCUGAAUAAGUGAGGGAACCCAAAUUCUGCCCCUUUUAGACUGUGUGGGCUGGCUGAGCAAGUUGAGGUCAAUAAAUGAGCAGGAAAUAGCUGAAGAAAAGAUUUUGCUCAUUGAAUUCUGUCGCAUUACAAGCAUUUUUAUUUUACGAUCUCUUUUAUUGCCUUUGGAUGUAUGGCAAGUACGUAUCUCCCAAGGACUCGGCCGCCGUGCUCACAGCGGGCUCUGCAGCCACCGAGGGGAGGUGCCCCUGGCAGAGCCUGCAGCUUUCAACUGGCGGCAACCCCAAGCAGUCAUGGGAGCCACGGUAUGAGUAUGUCCAUACAAAACAAUCCAUGCUCUAGGUGCAACCCAUACUGUGGCCUUCACUCUUCCAAAGGAUAGGUUGCAAGGAUUUUUCAUCUUCUUCCCCUGUUGUACAAUUUCCCUGAUGAAAGACUCCUUGGGGAGUUAGGAAGGAUGUGAAGGAUGGCGGGUCGCUCCAGGCUGCCAUCACACAGCCACAGGGAACUGUUUGUCAUGACUUGUCAGGUUUGGGAAUAUGCCAGAAAAAAAUGACUGCAUUUCCCCUUGCUAGCUAAAGCAGUUAUUUGGUAUCAGUUCCUCUUUAUACAAGGAUAUUGUGAAGCAAGGUCGCUGUUCUUCAUGCACAAAGCCCAUUUACAUUACAGAAAUACAAAAAUCCUUGGGUGAAGAAGAGUGCAUCACUUGCUAGCAAUGCACUUCAGCAGAACAAAUGAAGUUUUAUUCUUAGCACUAAAUCAGCAAUAGGCCUUCAGGAAUCAAAACAUAUAAAACCUGGAUAUAUCUUAAGAGAUUCCCUGUGUAUAUGAAAUUUUUCUGUUUUCUAUUUUUUUUUUUUUUAAGAUUUUUAAAUCUAGAUUAGAUAUCAUUGUGACAGGAAAGUUUUGUGCUUUCAGCUUUUAUUGGCUCAUGCUCGAAAUGCAUGGUUCACAAAACUGAAUAGGCUUGAACAAGUAGUGAGAAUUCCCAUGUUGGCAAAGCUGAGUCUAAAAGCCACAAGCUCAUUCUACAUGACUGAUAUGAAUGAAAACAUAAUUCUGAUUGAAUUAUGCCUUUGUUUUUAUAUACAUCAGGAAGUUCACACCUACUGUCAUUCAUACCAUCCAUAAGCUAUUUGUGAUUGUAAGCCAAUCGUUCUGCUGCGUUGUGUGCUGUACAUAAGCUGACCCUGCCUGUAAAUAAUCCUCCAUAUGUAGAAAACCUUCUUAUGAAGAAAUAUUGCCUGAAGAUGUGAGUGAAAUCUCAGACUUGUGGAAAUCAGCAGCAACAGCUCCUUCAGUUCUGUGGAAACCCAGAUAUCACCCUCUCCAGCCUGUUUUUUCACAGAUAAUGGCUAUGGUUGGAUUGGAGAGUUGCUGGUGGGGCUGUGCUGAGCUGAGUGUCACCUCUUCUCUUUUGGUCCACUUUGUGUUGUACCAGAGUGUUUGAUUUGUAGUUUCUUUGAUGUAGAGCUGAGCAUUCGGGAUAUUUUGGCUUUGUGAGAGGCUUCUAUUUUUUCAAUAAAAGUCAGACUAAUUUUAAAGCUGGCGGUAUGUCUUUCCCUCUUAACACCCCAGCAA